AUGGCAAUGAGCGCAGAUCAUUGUAUCCCCAAAUGGGAAAGGUCCUUCACCUCCCACAUAGCGCUUUUCACAGUAGAGGUAACAGGAGCGACCCUGAGGUACCUAAAUCGGAAGAGGGUAUAUAUUGAAAAUCAGGAGAGCCUCACCUUUGUUCAGACCGAUAAACCCAUCUACAAGCCAGGACAGAAAGUUCUGUUUCGUGUUGUCUCUCUGACCAAGGAAUUCAUUCCCGUCAACGAGAAGGUCCCCUUGAUCUACAUUGAGGACCCCAAGAGAAACCGGCUUUUCCAGUGGAAAGAUGUGGAGCUGAAGGGGGGCCUUGCCCAGCUUGAAUUUCCCCUGUCUUCCGAGCCCGCCUUAGGUACCUACAAAGUGGUGGUUCAGAAGGAUUCUGGAAGAAACGUUGAACAUACCUGCUCGGUGGAGGAAUAUGUGUUGCCCAAGUUUGAAGUUGUUGUAAAGUCUCCCUCAGUCAUAACCAUUCUGGACGACAAAAUUGAAAUAGCCGUCUGCGGGAAGUACAUCUUUGGAAAGCCAGUUCCUGGGCUCGUGAACAUGACAGUUUGCCGGAGAUUUUCCUAUUUCGGAAGCACGUGUUACGGUGAAGAGUCAAAAGCCAUCUGUGAGGAAUUCAGUGGGCAGGCUGAUAUUCACGGCUGCUUCUCACACGAGGUGGAUCUGAAAAUAUUCCAGCUGAAGAGAAAUGGAUUUCAGAUGGAGAUUCGUACGGAGAGCACAAUCACAGAGCAGGGGACAGAUGUUGUGUUGACAGGCUUAGGCACCACACAGAUCACUUCGACACUUAGCGUCGUUUCCUUAGAAAACGUGGACGCUUACUACAAACCUGGACUUCCUGUCUCUGGGGAGAUCAAGCUUGUGGACGGCGGACAAAAGCCGAUAGCCAACCAGGUCGUUGAGCUUCAAAUAGCAGGAGUGAAGAACAGUUCCUUCUACAACACUGAUAAACAGGGACGAGCCCACUUUUCCAUAGACACUUCCGGCGUCACAGACGAGGCCCUUCAGCUCACCGCAACCUAUAAAAAAUUAGAUUUCUGUUACGAUUCGAACUGGGUCUCCCCUAAUCACCAAACUGGCUUUGCCUCACCAUCACGUUUCUACUCUCCAAGUCAAAGCUACCUCAAAAUUGAAACGCGCCUUGGCUCACUAUCUUGCGGGGAGCAUGCCGUCAUCCCAGUCCAUUACAUUCUCAAGCCAGAGCUCCUAAAGGACAAAGAAGUUGUCUUUCACUACUUGGUGGUGGCCAGAGGGGAUAUCGUGAACACAGGAACUCACCCCUUGAAAGGAAAGGAGCAUAAAGGAACAUUCAGCCUAGACCUUCCGCUGGAUAUGAAGAGCGCUCCUAUAGCCCGCGUGCUUCUGUACACAGUUUUGGAUAAUGGCGAGCUUGUGGCGGACUCUGCCGAUUUCCCCGUUGAGCCCUGUUUCGCAAAUAAG
Molecule: messenger RNA, 1455 nt
Organism: Protobothrops mucrosquamatus (brown spotted pit viper)
Lineage: Eukaryota; Metazoa; Chordata; Lepidosauria; Squamata; Viperidae
Product: pregnancy zone protein
Exons: 13
Molecular function (GO): endopeptidase inhibitor activity
Source: RefSeq, a predicted model, not a curated record